UCACGUGUCGUAACUCACUUUUCUUCUAUUAACUGACGCUUUUACCCCUACUUGUCAUUCGCAUGUUUCUUCAACACGACACCGUUUCCGUCGCACUCUCAGUAGCAGUAGCAAAUCGGAGAAUGCCGAUGGAGAAAAUCUUCAACGGAAGAGAACAAUUCACCGAUUCUUCAAACACAUUCAGUUCAAUUCUAGCAUUAUCAUUAUGGCUUGGAUCCAUUCACUUCAACAUCGCAUUAAUCCUCUUCGCUUUAUUCUUCUUUCCUUUCUCCAAAUUUCUCGUGGUUUUAGGGUUUCUGUUUUUAUGCAUGGUGCUUCCAUUGGAAGCUAAGAGUAAAUUUGGAAGAAGAUUGUCUAGGUACAUAUGCAAGUAUGCUUGUAGUUACUUUCCCAUCACGCUUCAUGUAGAGGAUAUAGAAGCCUUUGAUCCUAAUCGUGCUUAUGUUUUUGGUUAUGAACCACAUUCAGUUUUGCCAAUUGGCGUUAUUGCACUAGCUGACAACACAGGUUUCAUGCCUAUUCCAAAAGUUAAAGUUCUUGCUAGCAGUGCGGUGUUCUACACACCAUUUUUAAGACACAUAUGGACAUGGUUGGGUCUUUCACCAGCAACAAGGAAAAAUUUUAUCUCCCUAUUAGCUGAUGGCUAUAGUUGCAUUUUAAUACCUGGUGGUGUUCAUGAGACGUUUCUCAUGCAGCGUGGUACUGAGAUUGCUUACCUUAAGGCAAGAAGAGGUUUUGUUCGCAUAGCAAUGGAGAAAGGCCAUCCAUUGGUUCCAGCUUUCUGCUUUGGUCAGUCAGAUGUCUAUAAGUGGUGGAAACCAGGUGGAAAGUUCUUUCUGAACUUCUCGAGGGCUAUCAAGUUCACUCCUAUAUGUUUUUGGGGUAUUUUCGGAUCCCCGGUACCAUUCAAACAUCCAAUGCAUGUGGUGGUGGGUAAGCCAAUUGAGCUCGAGAAAAAUCCAGAACCAACCACAGUGGAGAUUGCCAAGAUACAUAGUCAGUUUGUGGAAGCACUUCAAGAUCUCUUCGAAAGGCACAAAGCUCAAGCUGGCUAUCCAAACCUCGAGUUAAAAAUUGUUUGAUAAGGCUUUAAUGUCGUCUCAUGUCUUUCAUUGGUUAUUUAUGUAUUUUCAGUUCUAUUUUAGGGAUGGGGGUUGGUGAAUGUAAUUUUGCUAUGUAUAUUGCAUGCAUACUUAUAAAAGACCAUCACCUGCAGGGUAAUUAAAUAGUCCUAGUAAUAAUGUGAAAUGAGGUGGUGGCUAUUUUUCGCUAUGUUUAUCAAUAAUUAUUUCAAUAUAACAAAUUGAUGAAAUUGAGUAUUUGAAAAA
Trifolium pratense (red clover) is the source of this 1328-nucleotide messenger RNA. Its product is annotated as diacylglycerol O-acyltransferase 2D-like. Gene Ontology annotation, molecular function: diacylglycerol O-acyltransferase activity. NCBI's taxonomy places the organism in Eukaryota, Viridiplantae, Streptophyta, Magnoliopsida, Fabales, Fabaceae. Bases 63 to 1082 code for a protein of 339 amino acids. The record is from RefSeq and is a predicted model, not a curated record. Gene Ontology annotation, cellular component: endoplasmic reticulum membrane. The transcript has 9 exons. Gene Ontology annotation, biological process: triglyceride biosynthetic process.